This is a messenger RNA of Gadus macrocephalus (Pacific cod), 2201 nucleotides long. Its product is annotated as putative beta-lactamase-like 1. The transcript is spliced from 7 exons. The coding region runs from base 335 to 2005 and encodes 556 amino acids. The record is from RefSeq and is a predicted model, not a curated record. Lineage: Eukaryota; Metazoa; Chordata; Actinopteri; Gadiformes; Gadidae.
UUAUGACGUCAUGGCGCUGAUGCAGAGUGGGAUGAUGAUGAUGAUGAUGAUGAUGAUCUGGAGCACGUCCAGGGAUCACCGCCCCGGGGAUUAAGUGCAGCUAGGUAGUGGUGUUUGGCAAGCGGUGGACGGGAGCUCUGUGGAAGCCCUGGAGGUGUCUCCUCCUCCUGCUCCUGCUCCUCCUCCUGCUCCUCGUCCAUGAACAGACCCAGCACCAAGAGGAUUCUUAUGGCUGAGGAGGUUCCCCUUCAGGAGAUGAACGGCUGAAGAUGAAGGGCGUUUGGGGCCGUUGAAGAUCCUCUUCCUCACCGUAGGAGUGUGGAGGAACGACGCGAUGAAGGUGAAAUGGACCAAACUGGGCAUGGUGGUCUUCUUCCUGCUGUCUGUCGUCAUGACGACCUGCUUCAUCUGGCAAUACAGGAUGCCCAAAUUGGAGAUGGAAACAGUUUCCACAGACAGCCUGCGGAAGGAGACGAUCUGCCCCCGGUUCCCCGAACCCGUGGCCCUGACGCAUCCCAUCCCCGUGCUUAAACAGGCCCUUGAACAGGUCGAUGCCCUCUUCAGGUCAAAGGUCAACCAAAUCAGCCUACCUGCGAUAUCGGCCAUUGUGAUCUUAAACGACUCGGUUCUCUGGAACGGGAACUUUGGCAAGAGGAACGGGAGCGACCCCAACUCUCCACCCCCCUCUGAAUACACCACGUACAGGAUCGCCAGCCUCUCCAAGAUCUUCCCCACCCUGAUGCUCUACAAGCUGUGGGAGGACGGCGGGGUGGGCUCCCUGGACGACCCCAUCGAGAAGUACGUCGACAACUUCACCAUCAAGAACCCGCUGGGGAGAGGCGGCCGCCCCGGACAAGCCUCCCCUCGGGCCCGCCUCCCAUCCAUCACCCUGCGCAGGAUGGCCAGCCAGCUCUCAGGAUUACCCAGGCGAUUACGGGAGACUAAUCUCCUCUGGAGUGGAGACACGCAGGCAGCUCUUGAACUGUUAAAGGACGACAUCCUGGUGGCAGAUCCUGGCACUAAAUGUCACUACAGCAACGUGGCGUUCUCCCUGCUCGCCAAGGCCCUGGCCCAGAGGGUGGCGGGCGUGGACUUCGAGGAAUGGGUGAGCGUCAACAUCCUGCAGCGGCUGGGCCUGGACGACACGGGCUUCGACAUCACCCCGGACGUCCGGGCCCAAAUGGCGGUGGGGGUCUACGCCAGUGGCCAGCCCGCGCCCCUCUACGACCUGGGCUGGUACCGGCCCGCGGGCCAGAUGUACUCCACGGCGGCCGACAUGGCCAAGCUGAGCAUGGUGCUCCUGGGCGGGUACAGCCGGCGCCUGCUCCGGGACGACACCCUGAAGACCAUGCUGACGCCCGCCUUCCGCUGCCACGCCGGCUACUUCGCCAACGCCACCGCCACGCCCUGGGAGGUCAACGAGCUGCGGGGCUACGACGUGCUGCGCAAGGACGGCGAUCUGGACGGCUACGCCGCCACGCUCUCCCUGGUGCCGCGCCUCAACCUGGGCCUGCUGGUGCUGAUGGCCGGAGUCCGGCCGCAGACGGGCCCCGACCUGGUCACCGAGGUCUACCGCCGCCUGCUGCCCGCCAUCGAGACCGCCUUCAGGGGAGCCGCGCGCACGCUGGCCGCCCCGCCCAGCUCCGACCCGUACGUGGGCAUCUUCACGUACCGGAACAUGACGUUUUACGAGAUCAAGGCCGACCCGGACGGGGUGCUGGUCAUGCAGCAGUUCGGGCCGCAGAUGGACCCGUCGGUGCCGGCCAAGUACCGCACCAUCCGUCUGGACUACCUGGAGGACCGGGUGUUCCGGGUGGUAUUUGAGCAGGAGUACCCCUGUAAGCUGAAGGUGAACAGCGCGUCCGUUUCUCUGGAGGCCCAGGACAGACAGCUGUUCAACUUCUAUCCCUUCGGCAAGAAUGGCGUGUCGCCUGGGUUCGACUCCCCGGGACUGAACACGUACAGAGUGAUCAGGAUAGCCCACAGGCCCUAUUUCCCUUCGUAGAAGAAGCACACCAUGAUCACCUUUAUAUCGUUGUAUCACACCUUUGUAUGUUACGGGAACUAUUAAUCUGUGCAUUUGCUCAUAUUUAUCAGCAUUAUUACGUUUGUUAGGCCUAGUACUGCGAAGUGCCUGCCAUGUACCAUUGAAGGAGACAAAAACUGUGUGAAAGAAUAAAACAUGGGUUGAUGGGUUAAAA